GUAUAGAAUAGGCGCACUGCGCACACGCAUCGUACAGAGUUGGUAGCAAGUAUUUUAUAGAACGGAUUAGCAAGCAGCGUUGCGUGAAAAUCAGGCUUCACAUUGGCAAAGAGCUAGCCGAAUUUAUGCAACCCGAAAUAAGAAAGAACUCGUUUUGAAGCGGCGCGUAGGCGAGGGUCACCACGCAGUGUGUCUGAUAGUUUGGUGCGCCGGCGUCGUGUCUUGUGGCUUUACCAUGUGCGAACGAUAUGUUUUGGUCGUCGGUUUGUUGGCGGUAGCGGCGUCUUUCGUAAGCGAUUGCAACGCGAAACUUGCACCCGACUUCAUAGUGCCAUGCAACAACACCGAACCAGAGUGUCUCAUCAAAGCAACGAGGGACGCCAUUCCGGGCUUCUCCAAGGGCUUGCCUGAUCUGGGAGUGCCCUCCCUGGACCCUUUCAUCAUAGACGAGCUGCCAAUCCAACUUCCAGGCAUCAAGGUCACCUUCUACGAUGGCAAGGUCACUGGCCUUAAGAAAUGCGAGGUGCUCAAUGUCGAGGCCUAUCUAGAGAAAAACGUGUUCCUAUUGGAAGUCCGCUGCAACAUCACAAUCAAAGGAAAGUACACGGCUGUCGGUAGACUUCUGCUGUUCCCCAUCAACGGAGAGGGUGACUGCAAGAUCAAAAUUGUGAACUCUGUGAUCAAACUGAACAUCAAGACGAAGUACUUCAAAGACGCCAACAACCGCGAUCACUUCGGCAUCAAGAGCUACAGGUACAACUUUGACUACGGCGAGAAGAUUGUCUACACCAUCACUAAUCUUUUCAAGGGAAACCCUGAGUUAAGUAACACAGUACUGCAGUUCUUGAAUGAAAACUGGAGAGUGGUGACUGAGGAAUUCGGAAAACCAGUAGUGGACUACGCCAUCAACGUAACUGUCAGCACUGCGAAGAAAUUCUUCGACACGGUGCCUUACGACGAAUUGCUCUAUGUGCCAAUACCCAAGUACUAAUGUCAGUUACUUAUAUAAUAGUAUUCGUAAAAACCAACCGCAUUUUAAGCCCAAUUCAAUUACUAAUAUAUUAAAAUAUAUAAUUGAAAAAGAUAAGUUUCUAUUUUAUAAUCUUACUUGUUAAAAGGAAAAUGUAUUUGUAGAAAUAGAUAGGCCUAAUACGCGGUUGUUUUUUUAUGAAUAGAGCUAGUAUACAGCUUGGUAAAAAUUAUGGAGAAAAAAUUACACGUUUUAUUGUAACAAAAUUAGAUACUAAAACGAAAUUAGAUACUAAAACAAAAUUAAAUAGUAAAUCAAUACAACAAAAAAAACCAAAGACAUUAAAUAAUUCAAAGUAAAUAUAAUUUGCAAAAUUAAAAUUUUAACUUGAAAAUUAAAUAAAUUGUCUUUGCCAAGCUGUAUUUUCAAUGUACCUAAAGUCGGUUUUGUCAAAAUGAUGCUAUAUAUAUUUUUAUAUUUGUUUUCAAAGUAUCAGACAUAAAAAAAUAUUUUACAACGAAGUUUAAUGGGAAUAAAUUUCUAUAUAAAUACUUUAAAAACAUUAAAGUUUUGAAUGUGUGAAGACAUAUUUUACAGUCAACAGCACAUCAAACUCUCAUCUACAUAUAAAUUCUAUAUUGAAAACUUUAUGGAACAGUAAGCCCAAUUUAUUACUAUAAAAAUCUAUUUUUGGCCAAAAGAGGAUUUUAGACUGUAAGCUGUAAAUAUGUGUAAUGUAAAGGACAAUGGACUUUGUGAUAGAUAUCAUUGAAAAGCAGAUUAAUUGUGAUGAAUAUUUUUAACUACUUUUGUUUUGUUCUCGAUUUAAGUACUUCUAAUUAGGAAUUAUAUAAUAACAAUAAUAAUAGUAUGUUUAACAUUUCCAGAACUAGAAUCCUUUUAUUUAUAUGUAUCAAAUUAUAAAAUAUGUGUAGCAUAUCAAUUAAAAUUAAAUCUGUUAAAUUGAGUUUUUAAAAAGAUAUUUUUCUAAUUUCUAUUUCUCUGUUUGUAAAAUGUUUUUAUUCGGAUUUAAGGAGUCUUUAUGUUGUAUUUUGUGAUAAUUUUAUAAAAGUAUUUGAAACUAUUAAUACGAAGUACACAGCUGUAUACUUAUAGGAAAAUAAGUAAUUCAUUAGAACGCAUAUUUAAUGAAAACGAAAGUUAGAAAUAUGUUUUAGACAUUAAGAAUUUUAUAAAUAAACAAUAAUAAAAUAUGGAA
Molecule: messenger RNA, 2189 nt
Organism: Plodia interpunctella (Indianmeal moth)
Lineage: Eukaryota; Metazoa; Arthropoda; Insecta; Lepidoptera; Pyralidae
Product: circadian clock-controlled protein daywake-like
Exons: 5
Coding region: 236-991 (251 amino acids)
Source: RefSeq, a predicted model, not a curated record